Molecule: messenger RNA, 1030 nt
Organism: Salvia hispanica
Lineage: Eukaryota; Viridiplantae; Streptophyta; Magnoliopsida; Lamiales; Lamiaceae
Source: RefSeq, a predicted model, not a curated record
UCUCUCUCUCUCAUAUACAUACAAGAUAUAACAGUUAUACAUAUACACACGCAUAUCUUAUGAGUACACAGGAAUCACAAAUUUCUGCAAUGGAUAACAGGAUAAUUAGCGGAGAAGAUGCAUAUACGAGCCCUAGCUUCAACAGCUAUUCAUCCGAUCGAUUGGCCGAAAUCGCCGUGCAAAUCGCCGCGGAGAAGAUCGGAGACGACGAGGAUUUCGAAUUCUCUCUGGUGCGCGACGAUAAUGAGCUAUCGGCGGAGGAUUUCGUCUACGACGGCCAGCUCGGCCCGAUUUUUCCAGUUUUCAACCGCGAUCUGCUGCUGAGCGACGAUCGGCGCGAUUCGAGUGUUCAGGUUCCUCUAAGUCAGCUCCUCCUCGAAGAUCGCCGAGGCGGAGACGGUGAUCCGCCGUCGUGCUCUUCGUCGGAGGCCGACGAGCUGGAGAGCGUCCCCGCCGGCACGUACUGCGUCUGGCGGCCGAAGGCGUGCGAUCUGGCGUCGCCGAGCCGGUGUAAGAAGAGCAAAUCCACCGGAUCGGCGUCGAAGCGGUGGAAGUUUCGCGAUUUGAUGCGGCGGAGCAAUAGCGACGGGAAGGACAGUUUGGUCUUUUUGACGCCGAAGAGCAGGGAGGAGAAAUUGCCGGCGGAAUUUCCGAAAAAAUUGAAAGGAAAAGGAGGCAGCGGCUCAGGCUCAGGCUCAGGUUCGACCUCCGGCGCGGCGGCGCGUUCGGCGCACGAGGCUCUGUAUGUGAGAAACAGAGCGAUGAACGAAGUUGAUAGGAAGAAAUCGUAUCUGCCUUACCGGCAAGAUCUCGUUGGAUUCUUCAUAAACGUCAAUGCUCUGGGUAAAGGUUUGCCACACUUCUAGAAGAAUAAUAAAAUCGUGUUUUUACCAUUUUUUCUAAUAGUAUAAUGUAUAUUUAAUUAUAAAAUCAACUGUAUAGUGUAUUAUUUUAUCUUUAAACUGUUUUGGAUUUGUAUUAUUAUAUCCCUAAAUUAUGCAAAUUGUGAAUAAAAUAUUACCGUUUGAGA